This is a messenger RNA of Mixia osmundae IAM 14324, 771 nucleotides long. RefSeq lists its product as uncharacterized. Gene Ontology annotation, biological process: chaperone-mediated protein complex assembly; protein folding. NCBI's taxonomy places the organism in Eukaryota, Fungi, Basidiomycota, Mixiomycetes, Mixiales, Mixiaceae. Gene Ontology annotation, cellular component: cytosol; nucleus. Bases 1 to 771 code for a protein of 256 amino acids. Gene Ontology annotation, molecular function: Hsp90 protein binding; protein-folding chaperone binding. The transcript has 8 exons. The record is from RefSeq and is a predicted model, not a curated record.
AUGACGACGAAAGUGCACCCAGAGGUUCUCUGGGCUCAGAGGAGCUCAGACUACGCUGAGGAAAAGAAUGUCCUGCUCAUAACGAUCAACGCUCCUGAGAUCUCGAGCAGCUACAAGCUCGACAUCUCUGCCAAGAAGAUCGUAUUUGACGCAGACACGGCUUCUUCCGCAUCCUCCGGCAAGUCGGUCAGCUCUGCCGUCCCACAGAAACACUAUGCAUUCGAGCUGGAGCUCUUUGAGGAGGUCGAGCCCGAAGAGGGCAAGAAGGUUACUCUCACGGGCAAGAGCCUCACGCUCGUCCUGCGCAAGAAAGAGCUCAAGGAGGACUACUGGCCAAGACUGACAAAAGACAAGAAAGUCAACUUUGUCAAGACAGACUUUGGCAAGUGGAAAGACCAAGACGAACGCAAGUCCAGAGAUGACAUUGCCGAUGCCGACGAGGGCGGCCCAGACGGAGGACCUUCGGGCAACAUGGACAUGCAACAACUGAUGGCGCAGAUGCAAGCCGGCGGCGGUAUGGGCGGCAUGGGCGGCAUGGGCGGCAUGGGUGGCAUGGGAGGCAUGCCAGACAUGAGCGCGCUCGGUGGUAUGGGCGGCGCAGGCGGUGAAGGCGGCGAGCAACCCGACUUUGAGGCCAUGAUGCGACAAAUGCAGCAGGAGAACCCGGGCUUGGGCGAAGGCGGCGACGAAGAAGAAGAAGCAAAGGAUGCUGAAGAGGAGAACGAGCUGGACGCCAUGCUGGACAAAGCAAAGGGCAAAGCACCGGCCUAG